Molecule: messenger RNA, 499 nt
Organism: Diceros bicornis minor
Lineage: Eukaryota; Metazoa; Chordata; Mammalia; Perissodactyla; Rhinocerotidae
Product: MAL-like protein
Exons: 5
Coding region: 1-417 (138 amino acids)
Biological process (GO): myelination
Cellular component (GO): membrane
Molecular function (GO): structural constituent of myelin sheath
Source: RefSeq, a predicted model, not a curated record
AUGGCUAAGGCCCUGUGCCAGCUACACAGUUUUAUUUCUCACUCAUGGUAUCUUCCAGAAUGGGUGUUUGGGUGCUGGGUCUGGCUACUGGUGGCCGCCACCCAGGUAGCAAACCCGUUGCUGCAAGGAUGGGUGAUGUACGUCUCACUCACCUCGUUCCUCAUCUCCUUCAUGUUCCUGUUGUCUUACUUGCUUGGAUUUUACAAAAGAUACGAGUCCUGGAAAGUCCUGGACAGCCUGUGCCACGGGACCACUGCCAUCCUGUACAUGAGUGCGGCCGUCUUACAGGUGCACGCCACGAUCGUCUCUGAGACCCAGAACCUAAGCAAUUACUACAUCAACACCACAGCCUCCUUCCUCGCCUUUAUCACCACCCUGCUGUACAUCCUCCACGCCUUCAGCAACUACUACCACUGAAGAGGCGGGGAGCCGCGCCGACGCGAGAGAGGCUCCAUAAAACCCGGAUUAUUGGCUCCCAAAAGCAGUGAUCAACAUUCGC